AUGGCUGUGAAAAAUAUAGAAGGGAAGCAAAGGUCUAGACAACUUCUCUUUGCCCAUAACAUUCACAUGGUAUCAAGAAGGUCAAGACUUCAAGAUUGUUCUACACAUCAAACAAAAUCAGUUCAGAGCUCUGAUGGAGUAUCAGACAUAGACAGCUACAAAUCAAGCAGUACAGACAAUUUCUGCCUUAUAUCACCAUCCAAUAAAAACAGAGCUGAAAGUGUUCCCACAGGUCAACUAAGGUAAUCAAAGCUCCUCUCUUUUGGAUUUAAUCAUGACUGCUGCAAAUUAACUGUGCACUCUGUUUCAAAACUCUGGCAUGUGCAGAGGGCAUUUGAAGUAUCCAAAGUUAUUAAACAGCAGCCAAAUGUAAUCAAAAUCAUAGCUUACAAAAAUGAUACAAAAAAGAUCUUUUUUAAACUCUCUGUGUCCUUAAUUAAGCCAAUAACCUCUGAUAGAAGUUUUCCUACAUGCAUAAAGCUGCUGGAGGAGUGCUCUGAAAAGCUGAAUCUGAACAUGGCUGCACGAUGAGUGUUCUUGGCAGACAGCACUGAAGCACUAGAACCUAAAGACAUACCCCAUGAUGCCGACGUUUAUAUUUCAACUGGAGAGACCUUUUUAUAUCCAUUCAAAAAAAUGAAAGACCAUCUGUCAUUAAUGAAGAAAGUAUCUUGGUCAGUGAAUGGCCUGGUUCUUCAUAAUGGUGUCAAGCAAAAGAAAACCAAGCCUAUCAUUUCCAACUGUGUGUGGAAAAUUAUUGGGGACACUUCUGACAGAAUUUUAGUGUUUAAGAACUGCACAGGGCAUGAUAACUAUGAGCCUAUUGCAUCACAAUAUCAAAUUGAAAAGUUUUCAGAUGAUUGUACAUUGAGGAUGAAUCUUGCUUCUCCAGUGAGAUACUAAUACAAUAUAUGUGGAGAAAAUAUCUGCAGUAUCAUAAGUGCUCCUCUGCUUGACAGAUGCCUGCAAAAUUCCAUCACACCUUUGUGUGGACCUGUUUGGGUCUUUAAGAGAGAAGGUUUCAGCCUCUCAGGAGCAAAGAUUUAUAUUCAAGGAGUUCUGUUGACCCUGCACCAACGAUUAAAGUCUGCAAACUGUUGCAAACAGGUAUAUGAAGAUGACAAAGGCGCAAGGGAAGUACUUAUUAAUGAAAAAUAACAGGAAAAUUCUUCUGAUAAGCAGUCCACAGCUAUUCGGAAAAGAGCUUACCCUGAGUUUGUCCUGACCUACCUAGAGGAACUAAAUGAAAGAGAGGAGGUGACCCAAACA
This is a messenger RNA of Tyto alba (common barn owl), 1269 nucleotides long. RefSeq names its product doublecortin domain containing 1 (gene DCDC1). Gene Ontology annotation, biological process: regulation of mitotic cytokinesis; intracellular signal transduction. Gene Ontology annotation, molecular function: microtubule binding. Lineage: Eukaryota; Metazoa; Chordata; Aves; Strigiformes; Tytonidae. The record is from RefSeq and is a predicted model, not a curated record.